Molecule: messenger RNA, 1436 nt
Organism: Chara braunii
Lineage: Eukaryota; Viridiplantae; Streptophyta; Charophyceae; Charales; Characeae
Source: the annotation of a GenBank genome assembly
GCGAGGCCCGACCGCACUCCGCAGACUGGGGCAGAGGUGGCGACUCUGGGGAGCGCCAUAGCUGCUCUUGGUUGUUUGGGUGUCCGCUUGGUGUUUUGGCAAUGGGCGUAGGUGGGGUUGUCUCACGUGGCAUCCUGAGGCAACGACAUAUCGGCGUGAGGGAUUGAAAGAUUGGAUCGUAUAAGCAGCGCGUGAGUUUUGGGGGCAGCCUUGAUAACAUAAUAAGACAAAUAAAAUGAUGUUGGCGAUGGAUGCGGCGUUCAGGCAGGAUGCAGCGGCUGCUGCUUCGUUUGAAGAAGACAAAGAAACGCUGGAUAUGGUGCGGACGCAAAAGCGACAGAUGGAGAAUAUCUAUGCCGCGCUGAUAGAACAUCGCCACAACUUAUCACCGAAACUUUUGGAGGAGGGAGAGGAAUUGUUGAUCGGGUGGGGGGAGGAGAUCCGCGCAAAUCUUGUGCUUCGAAGGUUGAGUACUGUCGGGAGAGCACAGGAGAUGGCUGAGUUGAGUGAGUGUACUGAAAUGAUGGGGAAACUGAGAGUAAUCUUCGCGGAGCUUUGGGAAGGAGUGCAUGACAAUACAAGAUGUGAAGACUUGAAACGGCGUUGUUACGGAGGGCUUGAGGAGAGGCAGGUGCUUUGUGAUACGAUGUCGGAUCGAUUGUACGAAGUGGAUGAUGUCGGUACUUCCGUUAUUUCUGUGGACAAGGAGGUCGCGAUUUGCUGUACGGAGCUUGAGGAGAGGCAGGGUUCGCGUGGCGGAUUGGGGGGACUGCUUGUUUGCUCAGACGAUAACAAAUUCAAUAAUAGCAUCAGCAUCGACGUCGGUCACAAUGGUGUUCACGGUGCUUCGCGUGGAGAAAUUGGCGACAACGGCAGUGAUAACGACAAUAUCAACAACAAUGAGGAUCUCGCGGUGGUUGUGCUGCGGGGUGCAAAUAUUAACGACGAUAACUUUUUUGUGCAUGACGACGGCAUGUGGGCGCUGGGAGAAGGCAACGAUUGCAACAUCACCAGCGACAUCAACAACCCAGCAGGUGAUAACAUGACUGGGAACACCGACGAGUGCAAUGGAUAUCAUUGCAAUGACAGUAUUGACAACGACAAAACAGUUGGCGACCACAAACAUGAUAACGACCAAGAUAGUAGGCAGGCUCUUUCCCCUUCUUUUCAUCUUUCCUUCUUCGCUUCGUGGUCUAUCUUGAGGAAUGACCAGGGUCUUCGGCGACAGGGGUGGGUGAUCAGACUGUUUGGUGAGCAGGAAGAUUGUAUGGGGAUGUGGGAAGCUGGAUGGUGGCGAGUAGGGGUGGGAUAGGGUAGUUUGGAUAUACGUGUCGCAAAGGUUAGCGCGCGAGAGGCUGGUUUUCUCGUGCCCUUUUGGGGAUUGUGUGUUGACUGGUCAUGCUUGUAAAAAGGGUAAAUGAAUAUGGCAACGUAUG